UUUCCCAAAAUUUUAAAUUACGGUGUUUUUUUUUAACACACUAAAAAUUUACUUUUUUUGCAGAUAUUUAUUUUUUUUUUAUUUUUCAACCAUUUUUGGGCCAAAAAAAUGUUCUAUAUUAAAAAAAAAAAAAAAAAAAAAAAAUAAUAUAUUAUUGUAAAACAUAUUAUUAUUCUAUUCUUCUCAUUUUUUUCGCUGUACUACUUCAUACCAAUUUGGUUUUGUAACAAUGUUCAGUUCCCUCAUCAAAACUUUCGUUAUUUAUUUGCGUAUUCUAUAAUAGAAGAAAAUUUUAAUAAGGAUCUUUUACAGUUCUUCUUAAAUACCUUUAUUAAGCAAUCGAUAACGCUUAAAGCAAGAAAUGUAACAAAUAUACAAAUGGUAAUCAAUGCCCAUACUUCGUAGACAAUUUGCAUUCGCCGUGUAAUAUCAGUGGUGCCUAUCGUUACAUAGGGAAAAUGAGACUAACUAAAAUGUACAAAAAUAAUUUUAAUUAUCAAGGGAAACUAUUCAUUAAUUCUGUAAUUCUAAACAUAGACAGUUUUCGCUAACAUUUGAGCGAAUAACGGUAUAGUAGUGGUGUAUCGUAACAGAAGGAGCCCAUCAGAUUCAAUCGUGCAAUUAUCUAUCUAAAAAUUAUCUUACAUAAUAUUAUUAUCUUGCAUGUUGGGUUAGAACUGCGUAGAACCCAUUUGAACUGUAAUAUAAUCAAUGGUUUUUUUUCCCAAAAUAUGUAAAAUCUCCUUGAUUGUACAAGAGUGCGAACUUUUAAAGAUUUUUAAAAUGUUUUGAAUAAUAAUUAGCACAGACUAUGAUGUUGUUCAAACGAUAUAAAACUGAAUCAAAUUGUAGGUUUCAAGAUCAAGCAGAUAUUAACGAAUUAAUCUUUUUGUAUUCAACUAUUUAACAAAAAAUUAUUAACUGUUUUAACCUGCAACUGUUAAAGACUAUUUUCACACUAGUAGUUCAACAAGUAAAAAUAACUCAUAGUGUUACAUAGUCAUUGUUAUAUAUCGUAGCCAAACAGUUUAAGACUUGAAGUGCAACGUAUUACAUGGAUAUUGUAGCAUAAGAAAUCAUUUGAUUGAAACACUGUUUUAUUUUGUUUUGCUUUUUAGCUGUUAGAACUUCAUCGAACAUUACCUCGUAUGUGGAGUAAUUAUAAAUUAAUACUAGAGGAGUCAACUACAUCAUUUAAACGUGUCAAAGAAGAAAUGAAAGUUCUUUUACAAAAAGAACAAGAAAAAUGUCAAAAUCAAAUAAUUGAAUUACAAAAAUUUUUAAAAAUUAAAGGACCACAUGGUGCCGAAAUAGCUGUACAUACUGCAUUAAGUGAAAUAGAAUCAAUUGAAAAUCAAAUAGCUGGAAUAGAAAAUGAUGAAAAACGAUUGAAAAUUGCGUAUCGGAUAUUUAAUUUGGAUAUGCCUGUAUCCAAAGAAUUACAAAAUAUUAAAAAAGAUAUUGAAAUAUUAAAAUCAAUAUGGUUAAUGGCAAAAGAAUAUGAAUUAUUAGCAACUUGGAAAACAAAAGAGUUUAAAGAGCUACGUAUAGAUGAACUGGAUGAUUUUGCACAAUCCUAUUACAAAAAAUUGUUUAAAAUGUCAAGAGACUAUAAAGAUAAAGAAUGGGAGAUAUUAGAUUCAUUACGUGAUCAAAUUCAUACAUUACGGCGUACAAUGCCUUUAAUUAGUUCUUUGCAUAAUCCACACAUGAGACCACGACAUUGGAACCAAAUAAAACUGGAAACAGAAAAAUCAUUUAACGAAGAAUCAAAAGAAUUUACAUUAGAAAAAAUAUUAGAUUUACAUUUUGAAGAAAAUAUUCAAAUACUAACAGAAAUAUCCGAAAAUGCCACUAAAGAAUAUUCUAUUGAACGUAUUUUGGAAAAAAUUGUUGAUAUAUGGGAGAAUCUAAAAUUUGAUACAAUUUUACAUAAAGCAAAUGUUUACAGAUUAAAAGCUCCAGAUGAUAUCAUACAAUUCGUUGAAGAACAUACAGCUCAAAUAUCAACAAUGAAAGGUACUAGACAUGUUAAACCUUUUCAAACAGAAGUUAAUUAUUGGGAAAAAAGUAUUGCACAAGUAUCCGAAUUGAUUGACGGUCUUCUCGAUGUACAACGACAAUGGCUUUAUAUGGAAGGUAUAUUUACAUCUGAAGAUGUUCAACGUCAAUUACCACGUGAAGCUGCUGAAUUUAAAUAUAUUGAUACGACAUGGCAAGAUAUUAUUAAUAAAAUAAGAGAGAAUCCUAAAGCAUUAAGAAUAACAACGACACUAAAUUUAUUUGAUAAAAUUCAAGAUUUAUUAAAAUUAUUAGAUAAAAUUCAAAAGAAAAUGGAAGAUUAUUUAGAAACAAAACGUCGUAUAUUUCCAAGAUUUUAUUUUAUAUCAAACGAAGAAUUAGUAGAAAUUUUAGGUUUAUCUCGACAACCAGAUUUAAUUCAACCACAAUUGAAAAAGUUAUUUGAAGGUAUUAAAACUUUACGUUCAUUAAUGAAAAAAACGUUCAUUGCAAAUGGAAUGAUCUCACAUGAAGGUGAAGAAGUCAAUUUAAUUGCCAGUAUAUCAUUAGAUGGAAAUGUUGAAUUAUGGUUAAAAGACUUAGAAAUUAAAAUGCAAUUAUCUAUUAGAGAAUAUUUAAAAAAUACUUUAGCAGCACUAAGACAAAAUCUUGGCAAACGAGAAAAAUGGGUUAGAGAUUGGCCGAGUCAAUGUUGUGUAACAGCGAGUAAAAUUGAAUGGACAUCGGCCACUACAAAAGCAUUACAUACAGCAAAAGCGGAUGGAUCAACUAAACCUCUAAAACGUUUAUUUAGAACUCAAUUAAAAAUUCUUGAUAAAUAUUCCACAAUGGUACGUCUACAAUUGAAUAAUGUUCUACGUUUACGUAUAGUUAGUUUAAUUACAAAAGAAGUGCAUGGACGUGAUAUUAUCGAAAAAUUGAUUAAAUCAAACACAAUCGAUUCACAAGCAUUCGAAUAUCAAAUGCAAUUAAGAUUCUAUUGGGAACGUUAUGAAAGUCAAGAAGAGUGUAUUAUUCGUCAAACAAUAACAAAAUUUCGAUAUAAUUAUGAAUAUUUAGGGUGUACAUCACGUCUAGUGGUAUCACCGUUAACAGAUCGAUGUUUCAUUACAUUAACAACAGCAUUACAUCUCUUUAGAGGUGGUUCACCGAAAGGUCCAGCCGGUACUGGGAAAACGGAAACAAUCAAAGAUUUAGGUAAAGAUUUUGCAAUCUACGUUGUCGUACAAAAUUGUUCAGACGCAAUGGAUUAUAAAUCAAUGGGUAAAAUCUUUUCCGGUUUGGCACAAAGUGGUUCUUGGGGUUGUUUUGAUGAAUUUAAUCGUAUUAAUAUUGAAGUAUUGAGUGUCGUUGCACAGCAAAUAUUAUCGAUAUUAACCGCAUUAGCAUCAAAACAAAAACAAUUUUUAUUUGAAGGAAAUGAAAUUUCAUUAUUAUCACAAGUGGGGAUAUUUAUUACCAUGAAUCCAGGUUAUACUGGUCGUACAGAACUGCCCGAUAAUUUAACAAGCAUGUUUCGUCCAAUAUCAAUGGUCAUACCCGAUUCAAUUUAUAUUGCUGAAAUAUUUUUAUUUAGCGAAGGUUUUCAAAAAACAAGAAAUUUAGCUCGAAAAGUAUAUACGUUAUAUCAAUUAUCCGCUCAACAAUUAUCAAAACAAGAUCACUAUGAUUUUGGUUUACGUUCAUUAACAGCUGUUUUAAGAUAUGCAGGUGGUAAAAAACGUGCGAAUGUGAAACUAACAGAUGAUGAGGUCUUACUGUUGGCUAUGUUUGACAUGAAUGCACCAAAAAUGACUGCGCAAGAUUUACCAUUAUUUAAAGGAAUUGUUGAAGAUUUAUUUCCUGAUAUUGAACAACCAAAAGUUGAUUAUACAAACUUAAUUGAAGCUAUUGAAGAAGAAAUGAGUAAUCAUAAUCUUCAAAUAACAUCGAUAACAGUUCAAAAAGUUAUUGAAUUAUAUGAAACACGAAAUUCUCGACAUUCAAUUAUGUUAGUUGGUAAAACAUUAUCAGGUAAAACAACAACAUGGAAAUUAUUAAAAUAUUCAUGUAUUCUAUUAAAUAAACGUGGCAUAAUUGAAUUCAAUAAAAUAACUGAAUAUCCAAUAAAUCCAAAAGCUGUUACAUUAGGUGAAUUAUAUGGCGAAUUUAAUUUGGCUACAAGCGAAUGGAAUGAUGGCAUAUUAUCGACAAUAAUGAGACAAGUUUGUGCAGAUGAAAAACCCGAUGAAAAAUGGAUUUUAUUUGAUUCUCCUGUGGAUACAUCAUGGAUUGAAAGUAUGAAUUCAUUGAUGGAUGAUAAUAAAUUAUUAACAUUAGCCAAUGGAGAACGUAUUUCGAUGCCAUCACAAGUUGUCUUAUUAUUUGAAACAGAAGAUUUAUCAAUUACGUCGCCAGCUACCGUAUCUCGAGCGGGAAUUGUUUAUUGUGAUUAUGAGCAACUGGGCUGGAAACCCUAUCUUGAAUCGUGGAUAGUUAGAAAACAAGGAGAUUUACAAAGCGAAUUACGUGAUUUUUUAACAAAAUAUUUGGAUAUUAUCAUGAAAUCAAAACGUCAAAAUUGUCAAGAAUUAGUUUCAAUACAUGAAUUAAAUGGCAUUAUAUCAUUUACAAAAUUAUUUGAUACAUUUUAUUUUAGUGAAGAAGUUCAGAGUCUUCUUGAAAAUGAUAUUAUAUCGCGUAUAACAGAAAUGUGGAUGGUUUUUUGUCUAUUAUGGUCGAUUGCAGCCAGUGUUGACGAUAUAGGACGAAAGAAAAUUGAUAUUAUAUUUAGAGAAAUAGAAGGUACAUUUCCAAACAAAGAUACAGUAUUUGAAUUUUAUGUUGAUAUGAGAAAUCGAACUUGGAUACAUUGGGAAGAAACAUUGAAAAAUGGAUGGAUAUAUGAUGGAACUCUACCAUUUUAUAAAAUUAUUGUUCCAACCGUAGAUACUGCUCGAUAUGAAUUUAUAAUUAGAAGUUUAGUACUAGCAAAACAUCCUAUGUUAUUAGUGGGUGCCGUUGGUACAGGAAAAACAACUGUAUGUGAGAAUGUACUAAAUAAAUUAGAUCUUGAACAAUAUAAUCUAUUGAUUGUACACAUGUCAGCACAAACAACAUCGAAAAUGUUACAAGACAUAUUUGAAUCAAAUUUAGAGAAACGUGCUAAAAAUAUCUUUGUACCAUUGAAUGGUCGUAAAAUGGUUUCAUUUAUUGAUGACUUAAAUAUGUCAGGAAAAGAUUUGUAUGGUUCAUAUCCACCAUUAGAAUUGAUACGAACAUGGAUUGACUAUGAAUUUUGGUAUGAUCGAAAAACACAGGGAAUGAAAUAUAUUAAAGAUUUGUUCUUAUUAACGACUAUGGGUCCACCAGAUGGUGGACGACAACAAUUACCACGUCGUUUUCAAAGUAGAUUUAAUUUGAUCAAUAUGACAUUUCCUAUGGAUCAGGAAAUACAUCGUAUUUUUGGUACAAUGUUAAAUCAGAAAUUUGUUGAUUUUGAAGAUGAAGUAAAAUAUAUGGAUUCAAUAAUAACAAAAGCUACUGUUAGUUUAUAUCAAACUGUUGAGAAAAAAUAUCUUCCAACUCCGACAAAACUUCAUUAUACAUUUAAUAUGCGUGAUAUAUCUCGAAUGUUUGAAGGUCUUCUAUUAUGUUCAAAACAAUUAAUAACAACAAAAAUACAAAUAUUAAGAUUAUGGAUACAUGAAGCACAUCGUGUUUAUUCUGAUCGAUUUAUAACAGUAAAAGAUAAUGAACAAUUUGUUCAAAUAAUAUUACAGGAAAAAUUGGCUCAUUAUUUUGAUCAAGUCUAUCAUAAUGUAUGUCCAAAUCGUGAACAACCUCUAUUUACUGAUAUAUUACGUACAGAUAAUUUAUAUGAUGAUAUUAAAGAUCAAAAUAAAUUGAAAAAUUUUUUAAUAAAAACAUUAGAAGAAUAUAAUCAGACACCAUUAAUAAUUUCAAUGGACUUAGUUAUGUUUAAAGAUGCUAUUUCUCAUAUAAUUAGACUUAUACGAGUAUUUCGACGACCACGAGGAAAUAUGUUGAUAUUGGGUGUAGGUGGUAGUGGUCGACAAUCAUUAACACGUUUGGCAGCAUUUAUUUGUGAAAUUAUCGUGUUUCAAAUUGAAAUUGGAAGAAAAUAUGGUCAUAUGGAAUUUAAAGAAGAUCUUCGUCGUUUAAUGAAACUAUGCGGUAUUAAUAAUCGUGAAACCGUAUUUUUAUUUGUUGAUACACAAAUUGUUGAUUCAAUAUUCUUAGAAGAUAUAAAUGCAUUAUUGCAUAGUGGCGAAGUGCCAAAUUUAUUUCGAAAUGAAGAUAUACAAGAAAUUCGAAGUAAUCUUCAAGGAGUAAUGUUACGUCAAGGAAUAUCGGAUACAAAUUUAAAUGUGAUCAAAUUUUUCCUUGAACGUGUUAAAUCAAAUCUCCAUAUUGUUAUUUGUAUGAGUCCAUUUGGUGAAACAUUCAGAAAUUAUAUUCGUAUGUAUCCAGCAUUAGUCAAUUGUACAACAAUUGAUUAUUUUUCUGAAUGGCCCUAUGAAGCUUUAAUUGAAGUAUCACAUCGUUAUUUAGCCAAAUUUAAAUUUGCUGAAAAUAAUGAAAAUAUUCACCGGUAUUUGGCUGAUUUAUGUGCCAUUAUUCAUACAACAACAAAAGUCUUAGCUCAAAGAAUGAAAGAUGAAUUAAGACGAGAGGUGUAUGUUACACCAACAAAUUAUUUACAAUUUGUUUCAAAUUAUGGAAUCAUAUUUGAAUUGGAACGUUCCAAAAUUCUAUUUGAAUAUAAUCGUUUACAAGCUGGCAUAGCUAAAGUAGCUGAAACACGUGAAAAAGUAGCGGAAAUAUCAUUGGAAUUAGAGAAGAAAAAAAUUUUAGUAGCAAAUUUACAAAAAGAAUGUGAAGCAUUUUUAUUGAAAAUUGUUGAACAAAAAAAUAGUGCUAGUGAACGGGAACGACAAGUACAAGCGUUUGGUCAUCGUAUUGCUGAUGAAGAAAUACGUUGUCAAACAACAGCACAAGCUGCACAAGAAGAACUUUCAGAGGCUGAACCACUACUUGCAAAAGCGAAUGAGGCAUUGCAAAAAUUAACAAAAAAAGAAAUUGGUGAAGUGAAAGCUUAUGUUAGACCUCCAGCAGCAGUAGCUAGUGUUAUGCGUGGUUUAAUGAUAUUGAAAGGAAAAGAAGAUUCUUGGGAAGAAGCUCGACGUGAUAUAGCUGAUGUUAAUUUUAUCGGAAAAUUACUUACUUUUAAAGCCGAUGAAAUUUCGGAUCGUACACUACGUAAAAUACAACCGUUUAUAAAUGAUCCUGAAAUGACUAUUGAAAAAGUAAAAAGUAUUUCGGGUGCAGCUGGUGCUUUAUGUAAUUGGAUUCGAGCUGUUGAAAGUUAUGCACGUAUCUAUCGUAUUGUACAACCGAAAAAAGAACGUUAUCAAAAAGCAGCAUCUGAAUUACAAGAAAAACAAUAUUUAUUACAAGAAUCCAAAGAUGAAUUAGCUGGUAUACAAAAGAAAAUUGAAGAGUUAAGAAUUGAAUAUGAAAUAAAAAUUAAAGAAAAAAAUGAAUUACAACGAAAUGCUGAAGAAACAGCAAUGUUUCUUGAUCGAGCAACAAAAUUAUUAGAUGGUGUAACAGAAAAACGAGCAACUUGGGAUAUUACAUGUGCCACAUUACUAGAAAAUCAAUUGGAUUUAGUUGGAAAUUGUUUAUUAGCAUGUGCAUUUUUAUCCUAUAUGGGUCUAUUUUUGUCAGAUUAUCGUGAUGAUAUUAUGCAAAACGUGUGGAUUAAAGAAUUAGAACGUCGUGGUAUCCGAUAUAAAAAAGAUUAUAAUUUUUCACAGUUUAUGAUAACUCCGACGCAAAUUCGUGAAUGGAAUAUUCAAGGAUUACCACGUGAUAAUUUUUCCACAGAAAAUGCUAUUCUUACCACUAGAUCAUGGUCACAACCAUUAUUUAUUGAUCCUCAAUCUCAAGCUACAAAAUGGAUCAAACGAAUGGAAAAAUUAAAUGGUUUAAAAAUAACUGAUCUACAAACGAGAGAUUAUAUGAAAAUAAUCGAAGAAUGUGUUAAAACAGGCAAUCCAUGUUUAUGUCAAAAUAUAUUGGAAGAUUUGCCAGAAACAUUAAAUCCAAUAUUGAAUAAAAAAGUUAGAAAAGUUGGUGACCAUUAUGUAUUGACACUUGGUGAUCGUGAAAUUAAUUAUAAUUCACAAUUUCGUUUUUAUAUGGCCACACGUUUGUCGAAUCCACAUUAUAAACCGGAAAUAUAUUCAAAAGUAAAUAUCAUUAAUUUUGCUAUUAAAGAACAAGGUUUACAAGAACAACUGUUAGGUAUUGUCGUACGUAAAGAAAAACCCGAAUUAGAAGCACAAAAAGAUAAAUGUAUUGUCACCAUGGCCAGUAAACGUAAAGAAAAAGAACAAUUGGAGCAAGAAUUUUUAAGAUUAUUAUCAGAGACUAAAGGUUCCCUAUUAGAAAAUGUCAAAGUAUUUGAAUCUCUAGAUUUAUCAAAACAAUCACAAAAAGAUAUUGAAGAUACAUUGAAAAUAAAUGAAGAAACAGAAGCAAAAAUUGAUAUUACUCGAGAACAAUAUCGAUCAGUGGCACAACGGGCAUCAAUAUUAUUUUUUAUAUUAAACGAUUUAGGUCAUAUCGAUCCAAUGUAUCAAUUUAGUCUUGAAGCUUAUGUUCAAUUAUUUAUAUUAUCAAUCGAAAAAAGUCCCAGAAGUUUGAAAUUGAAUGAACGAAUUGAAAAAUUAAAUGAUUAUCAUACUUAUGCUGUUUAUAGAUAUGGUUGUCGUGGACUUUUCGAACGUCAUAAAUUAUUAUUCUCAUUUCAUAUGUGUACAAAAAUAAUGGACGUUGAUGGGCGAUUGAAUCAUGAUGAAUAUAAUUUUUUUCUACGUGCAUCAGCAUUGGUUAUUGAUCGUGAUACUCAAUUUUCAAAUCCAUUUCCACAAUGGUUAUCCGAGACAAAAUGGGAUCAAAUGUCAGAAUUAAUACGUAUGCCUGAUUAUCGAUUUUUACGUGAUGCAUUUGAUCAAUUUCCAAAAGACUGGAAAGAAUGGUAUCGAAGUGAGAGAGCAGAAGAAACAUCAUUACCGGGUACUAUUGAUUCAUUGAUAAAUGAAUUUGGUAAAAUGUUAAUUAUAAGAUGUUUGAGACCAGAUCGUGUUGCUAUUUGUGUAUUUAACUUUGUAACACACAAUAUUGGUUCAAAAUUUGUUGAACCACCAAUACUACAGUUAACUUCAAUUUUGGAAGAUUCAGAUAAACGUUCACCAUUAAUUUUUGUAUUGUCGCCAGGAGUGGAUCCAUCAAAUAAAUUACAACAAUUGGUAGAAGAACGAAAAAUGACAUCAAGAUUUUUUUCAUUAUCAUUGGGACAGGGACAAGCGCUAGUGGCGAGAAAAUUACUAGAGCAAGGGAUGAAAAAGGGUCAUUGGGUAUAUUUGGCCAAUUGCCAUUUAUCAAUUAGUUGGCUGCCUGAAUUGGACAAAAUUGUCGAACAGUUACAAACAGCUGCUGUUCACAAUGAAUUUCGUUUAUGGUUAAGCUCAAGUCCAACGCCAAAUUUUCCAAUAUCUAUUUUACAAACUGGACUGAAAAUCACAAAUGAACCGCCAAAGCGAUGGGUAUUCGAUGAUGAUGAUGAUGAUGAUGAUUCAAAAUGUCGUCUUUCUUUUCAUAUACCAUCGAUUCGCUUUAAACGUGUUCUCGGGCACAAAAAUAGAAUAUUUGGUAUAAAAGCCAAUAUGAAACGUCUGUACGAAACGAUAACAUUAGAACAAUUUCAACGUUGUCGAAAAGGCGAACAAUAUCGUAAAUUAUUGUUUACAUUAACCUUUUUGCAUUCGAUUAUUAUUGAACGUAAAAAGUUUUUACAAUUGGGUUGGAAUGUCAAUUAUUCAUUUAAUGAUUCUGAUUUUCAAAUUAGUGAAAAUUUAUUACAAAUCUAUUUGGAUGAUUACGAAAAGACGCCAUUUGAAGCACUGAAAUACCUAAUUGCAAUUGUUAUCUAUGGUGGCCAUUGUACCGAUGAAUGGGACAUGAGAUUGUUGCAAAUAUACAUUGAUUCUUAUAUUCGAGAAGAUAUGCUUGAAACUACCUAUUAUAAAUUGUCGUCAUUACCCUAUUACUAUGUACCAAGUGAUGGUUCAUUGAAAAUAUACAAAAAUUUUAUUAAUUCAAUGCCAUGGACCGAUCAUCCAGAAGCGUUUGGUCAACAUUCGAAUGCUGAUGUUGCAUCACAGAUUCAAGAAUCAAAAAUAUUAUUUGAUACUUUAUUAGCUGUUCUACCACAAAAAACAUCAGCAGCGGCUGAAAAAGAAGUGGAAGAUGAAGUUCGAAAAGCGGCUGCUGAUAUGUUAAAAUCGAUGCCACAUGAAAUUAAUAUAGAAGCAGUAACGAAUUACAUUAUAGAGGGUCUAGUGGUUAUGUCAUCAGACUUAGAUGAAAUAUUCAAAUGUAUUUACGAAGGGCGUUUGCCAGCAACAUGGCAGAAAACCUAUUUUUCAAUGAAGCCAUUGGGUGCUUGGUUUCAAGAUUUACGUCAACGUAUGGAAUUUUUCAAUUCAUGGGUUGAACACGCACGAUUACCACAGGUCUAUUGGAUAUCAGCAUUCAGUUAUCCCACGGCCUUUCUUACAGCUGUUUUACAGAGAACAUCAAGAAAAGAUCAAAUCGCUGUCGAUUUGUUAUCAUGGGAAUUUGAAGUGAUGAAACAAACAGAUGAUAAAUAUUUACCUGAAAUUGAAGAGGGUAUCUAUGUCACCGGUCUCUACUUAGAAGGAGCAGGAUGGGAUAAAAAAAUGGGUACAUUAACAGAAGCACAAUCAAUGCAAUUAGUGACCAAAAUGCCAACAAUACAUUUUAAACCAGUUGAACAUAAGAAAAAGUCAAUAAGAGGUCUUUAUACUUGUCCUUGUUAUUAUAAUCCAGCUCGUGCUGGUUCAUUUAUCCUAGCUGUUGAAUUGAAAAGUGGUCCGAUGCCUGCUGAACAUUGGAUUAAAUGUGCGACUGCUUUACUCAUGAAUUUAGAUUUAUAA
This is a messenger RNA of Didymodactylos carnosus, 11051 nucleotides long. NCBI's taxonomy places the organism in Eukaryota, Metazoa, Rotifera, Eurotatoria, Philodinida, Philodinidae. The record is from the annotation of a GenBank genome assembly.